This is a messenger RNA of Nerophis ophidion (straightnose pipefish), 3283 nucleotides long. It is a transcript of the gene ddx42, whose product is annotated as DEAD (Asp-Glu-Ala-Asp) box helicase 42. The transcript is spliced from 18 exons. Gene Ontology annotation, molecular function: ATP binding; RNA helicase activity; RNA binding. The record is from RefSeq and is a predicted model, not a curated record. NCBI's taxonomy places the organism in Eukaryota, Metazoa, Chordata, Actinopteri, Syngnathiformes, Syngnathidae. Bases 153 to 2750 code for a protein of 865 amino acids.
CGCUUGAGCGCCGCUGACAGCUGACGUUGGAGUCGCGCGAGUUCUACGUCACACAAAGGGAAACAGUGGCGCGUGUUGAUGAUGUAUACGUUUUCUUCCGCUGAAGCAAGCACCGUGGCUCGUUUUGUGGGAUAGCAGCUCACAGUCUAGCCAUGAAUUGGAACAAAGGAGCUCCCGGUGUGAAGCGAGGGUUCGGCUUUGGAGGAUUUUCACUUGCCGGGAAGAAAGAGGAGCCCCCAGUUUCCAAACCAUCUCACACAUCAUUUGGGCCUCCUGGAUCAAGCAGCGGUUACGGGAAAGGCCAACUCCCAUCAUUCUACAAAAUUGGAACUAAAAGGAGCAAUUUUGAUGAAGAGAAUGCGUAUUUUGAGGACGAUGAAGAGGAGUCCAGCAGCAAUGUGGACCUGCCGUACAUCCCCGCUGAGAACUCUCCUACACGGCUGCAAAUGAAGUCUGGUGGCGGCUCAGACAGCGAGGACGAUCCCCUCGACGCCUUCAUGGCUGAGGUCGAGAACCAAGCGGCAAAGGACAUUAAGAAAAUUGAGGAAAAGGCGGCCAAGGGUAUUCGUGAUGACAUUGAAGAAGAAGAUGAACAAGAGGCCUACUUUCGCUACAUGGCUGAGAACCCCACAGCCGGCCUGACCCUGGAGGAGGAGGAGGAGGAUGUGGACUACGACAGUGACGGCAACCCCAUUGCUCCCACAACCAAAAAAAUCAUCAUGCCCCUCCCUCCGAUUGACCACUCAGAGAUUGAUUACCCACCCUUUGAGAAAAACUUCUACAAUGAGCACGAGGAGCUCAGCAUUCUGACCGGAACUCAAGUGGUAGAAUUAAGACAAAAACUUAACUUGCGAGUUUCUGGUGCAGCCCCCCCCAAACCCUGUACCAGCUUUGCUCACUUUAGCUUUGACGAGCAGCUAAUGCAUCAGAUCCGCAAGUCUGAGUUCACUCAGCCCACGCCAAUUCAGUGCCAGGGUGUGCCCAUCGCUAUGUCGGGACGCGACAUGAUUGGCAUUGCAAAAACCGGCAGUGGCAAAACUGCCGCAUUCAUCUGGCCCAUGCUGGUCCACAUCAUGGACCAGAAGGAGCUGGAGGCCGGGGAGGGGCCCAUUGCAGUUAUUGCGUGCCCCACCAGAGAGCUUUGCCAGCAGAUCCACGCAGAAUGCAAACGUUUCGGCAAAGCCUACUCGCUGCGCUCGGUGGCCGUGUAUGGAGGAGGCAGCCUGUGGGAGCAGGCCAAGGCUCUGCAGGAAGGGGCAGAGAUUGUGGUGUGCACGCCGGGUCGUCUAAUUGACCAUGUGAAAAAGAAGGCCACAUCCCUGCAGAGAGUGUCCUACCUGGUGUUUGACGAGGCUGACCGCAUGUUUGACAUGGGUUUCGAGUAUCAAGUUCGAUCCAUCGCCAGUCACGUGCGCCCAGACAGGCAGACCCUUCUGUUCAGCGCCACUUUCCGAAAGAAGAUUGAGAGGUUAGCCAGAGACAUACUGAUGGAUCCUAUCCGUGUGGUGCAGGGAGACAUUGGAGAGGCCAAUGAGGACGUGACGCAGGUGGUGGAGAUGCUGCUCAGCCCCAAAGAUAAAUGGGGCUGGCUGACACGCCACCUGGUGGAGUUCACCUCUGCCGGCUCGGUCCUCAUCUUUGUCACCAAGAAGGCCAACUCCGAUGAGCUGGCCACCAACCUCACGCAGGAGGGCUACAGCCUAGGCCUCCUGCACGGAGACAUGGACCAGAGCGAGAGGAACAAGGUCAUCAGCGACUUCAAGAAGAAGAAUCUGCCCGUCCUGGUGGCCACCGAUGUUGCCGCUCGUGGUCUGGACAUCCCGUCCAUCCGCACAGUGGUCAACUACGACGUGGCGAGAGACAUCGACACACACACGCACAGGAUCGGUCGAACAGGUCGUGCAGGCGAGAAAGGCGUAGCCUACACCCUUCUGACCAGCAAGGAUACCGCGUUCGCCGGGGACCUUGUGCGGAACUUGGAAGGUGCCAAUCAGAGCGUCUCUAAAGAGCUGAUGGACUUAGCCUUGCAGAAUCCUUGGUUCAGGAAAUCCAGAUUUAAAGGUGGCCAAGGAAAGAGGCUGAACAUCGGCGGAGGAGGUCUUGGUUAUAAAGAGAGACCAGGAUUGGGUUCUGACAGUUCUGUUCGCAGCAGCAGUGUGUUGUCGUCCAUGAGCAGCUACGAAGGCUUAUGUAAACCAGGCUCUGGAGCCAUGGGAGACCGCGUAUCUGCAAUGAGACAAGCCUUCCAGGCUCAGUACAAGAGUCACUUUGUGGCGGCGUCCGGCAACCCUCCAAAGCUCAGCACCAAGUCCAGCAGCUCUUCCGGCUGGACUAGCGCCGGCAGCCUGAGCUCCGUGCCCACAGAAUCCGCCAACGGCUCGGAGAAGGCCAAAGCCUCCACCUUCGCCAUGCCGGGCUUCACCAGCGCCGGCUCUCUGAGCUCGGUGCCCGCCAUUCAGAGCAGUUAUCCUCCUCCCGCCACAUCCUCGCCGAGGGACAGCUCGCGGGACAAAGCCGGCGACAGUCACCAUCAUCGCCACAGCGACAGAGACAGGAGCGAUCGUCAUGACAGCGAUAAAGACCGGGAUCGCGAACGGGAUCGCCACAGCAGUAGCCGCCACGGCGACAGUCGCAACGGGGAAGAAGGCCGGCGGGACCGACAGGACAGAAAGAGUGAGAGGAACAAAGGAGAUGACAGCUUUGCGGUCCCUGAGCCACCAAAACGUCGAAAGAGCAGGUGGGACAACUAAGCGGCACAGUCAGGAAACGGUGUGUAGUCGACUUGUUUGUCAAAACAGCGAGCUUGAGCAUAUUCGACACAAGAUGGAGAUGUGGACACUUGAUAAACGACAGCGUUCAUCAAAGGCAGAGAGUCAAACUUGGCACAACUGUACAUAUCCCAUCCAAAAUAUUAUUGUCGGUCCGUAGCACCAAGCAAUACGACUGACAUUCAUUCUUCUGUCGGCAGUCAGCUCAGGUUGGCUGUGUUGUCCAGCUCUUGACCUGCUUCCCUCUUUGCAAACUACACUUAUUCGAUGUUUGUGUUUGUUUUCAUCUCAUUGUAAAACAAAGCUAACACUGCAGUUUCAUUUCUUAGUAAAAUAAAGCUGUCAUUUAUACUAAAGGCAAACAGAUAUCAAACACGGCUGUUCUCGUACUUGAGUCUUAGUGAAGUGCCUUCCCCUGGCAUUAGUUUGUGCUUUUCACAAUUGUUUUUGUAAAGGGGAUUGAAAGAUUCAUUCAGACAAAUUAUGGUUUGAUCAAUAAAGACUCCUGAAGUCUA